Larimichthys crocea (large yellow croaker) is the source of this 1786-nucleotide messenger RNA. It is a transcript of the gene ldb3b, whose product is annotated as LIM domain binding 3b. Gene Ontology annotation, cellular component: Z disc; stress fiber; filamentous actin. The record is from RefSeq and is a predicted model, not a curated record. NCBI's taxonomy places the organism in Eukaryota, Metazoa, Chordata, Actinopteri, Sciaenidae. Gene Ontology annotation, biological process: muscle structure development; actin cytoskeleton organization; heart development. Bases 337 to 1209 code for a protein of 290 amino acids. Gene Ontology annotation, molecular function: muscle alpha-actinin binding; actin binding. The transcript is spliced from 10 exons.
GGGCUUCAUGUUACAGGCCUUAUAAGGGCCAGGGCCCCUGUGUCUCUGCUCACCUCGGCUAUUCUUAGGCUGUCUGUCCCUCGCCCUCAGCAACUCUGCAGAGGUUCCACAGCACCUGACCCACCCACCUACAAGCACCACCAUCACCACCACCCAGGGGUGUUUGUCCUGAGAGCUGGGAGCAGACAGGGAGUGACGGUAGUGAAGCCAGGGCUGACAGAGAAGAAGCCGGACAAAAGGAUAGCAGGAGGAGGACGGAGAUCAAGGGCACACCUAGCAGGAGGAGAAACCACACAGCCGGCAGGAGUUGUUUCCAGGAGGACGUUUAACCCGAAGAUGAGUUCGUACACAGUGACUCUGAAUGGCCCGGCUCCAUGGGGCUUCAGACUACAGGGAGGAAAGGACUUCAACAUGCCACUUACCAUCUCCAGGAUAACUCCAGGCAGCAAGGCAGUGGGUGGCAGCCUGGCCCAGGGCGACAUCAUCUCAGCCAUCGAUGGGGUCAGCACCGAUGGGAUGACACAUCUGGAGGCCCAGAACAAGAUCAAGUCUGCCACCAACAAACUGUCACUCACCAUGCUGAAAUCAAGACGUCCUCCACCAGUUCCCACAGCGACUCCAAGGAUGGACUCACCCAUGCCAAUCAUCCCCCACCAGAAGGUUAUCGCAAACACAGCUGCAACUGUGGAGUACACUCCCAGCUUCAACCCCAUAGCUCUGAAAGACUCGGCCCUGUCCACCCACAAGCCCAUUGAGGUGAAGGGUCCGGGUGGAAAGGCCACUAUUGUUCACGCCCAGUACAACACACCAAUCAGCAUGUACUCACAGGACGCCAUCAUGGACGCCAUCGCAGGGCAGUCGCAGGCCAAGGGACAUGACGGUGAGGAGGCAGGCUCCCCCCUGGCUGGCGCUCUGCCUGUCAAGGACCCGGUGGUAGACUGCGCGUCUCCGGUUUACCAGGCAGUGAUCAGGCCAGGAGAAACAACCCAGGAUAUGUCUGAAUGGGCUCGUCGUGCUGCCAACCUGCAGUCCAAGAGCUUCAGGGUCCUGGCCCACAUCACUGGCACUGAAUACCUGCAAGAUCCAGAUGAGGAAGCCCUGGCGAAGUCGAGAGAGAGGUUUGAGUCAGAGGUGAAAGGGCCCCGUUUUGCCAAGCUGAAGAACUGGCACCAGGGACUGUCUUCACAGAUCCUCAACGUCCAGGAAUAAAGAGGAGGAGACGAGAAAAAAGCCAGAGAAAGAGAGAAAGAGGACAUGUAAUGGAGGACAUGGACAAAAGCACAGGAGUUAACAGGAAGAGGGGAGAAAUUAUGGAGGAGGAUUAAAAAAAAAGGUGCAGGAGGGGGAGAAAACUCCUCAGGAAUGUGAGAUAGAGUUGCCUAGAUUAGUAGAAUGUGAGAUACUAACUGUUAGCGUGAGAAUGCUAUGUGUUCAUAAGCUCGAUAUUACGUGUCAAAUAUGUCUGUCCGCUGCUAAGACCUGAUCUCGCAUUUGGGUUUUUCUUUUCUUUCUUUGUUUCCUGUUUGUUUGGGUUCUGUCUCUCUUAAACGAAAGGGGAAAUUGUACAAAAAAUUAAUGAAAAUGCAGAACUGAUGAUGUUUGUCUUUUAGUACAUAAACCGCAUUUGCAAACAUUAUGAAUAAUAACACUAUAAGCACGCUUGUUAGAAAGGCACACAUGGACAAAUACACACAUAGAGAUUUACCUACAUGCACACAUACAGUAUGUAAAAAAAUGCACUCAAAAAAUGUACCGAUAUCAAUGUGAAUAAAUGUUUUCUUAAAAC